Molecule: messenger RNA, 2461 nt
Organism: Rhinichthys klamathensis goyatoka
Lineage: Eukaryota; Metazoa; Chordata; Actinopteri; Cypriniformes; Leuciscidae
Gene: ankrd40
Product: ankyrin repeat domain 40
Exons: 5
Coding region: 280-1452 (390 amino acids)
Molecular function (GO): protein binding
Source: RefSeq, a predicted model, not a curated record
AUUGCCCCCAACAUGGGAGGUGCAGCGGAUAUGAGUGGAUCGCAGUAGUCGGCAAAAGAUUAUUUGAACACAAUCCGAUUUAUUAUACUGUAUCGUUUUAAUCUGAUUUCAUUCUAAAGACUUCAAACACACUCCUUCCGCUUCUCUGUCGAAAAUCAUCCGGAACAGGCAACAGUUUAAGCCACGGCGGAGCAAGUUGAGUGUCUAUUUUUGUAUCCUGCCUCAAAAGCACAGUGUGUCAGUUCGUAUGAAGCUUUUAUUUCCAUAAAGACUUGAAUAAUGUCAACGACAUCGCUGGAUAAAGAGCUGCAGGAGCGUCUGAGAGAGGCCAGUGCCAUCGGAGACAUCGAUGAGGUGAAGACUUUAGUGGAGAGCGGAGUCAACGUCAACUCUCAGAAUGAGAUCAACGGAUGGACAUGUUUGCAUUGGGCCUGUAAAAGAAACCACAAACAGAUAGUGGCCUAUCUGUUGAACGCCGGAGCCGAUAAAGACGUUCUAACAGCGAAAGAGGAGUUAGCUGUUCAACUCACUUCCAAACCUGAAAUCAGAAGACUGCUUGGAGUGGAAGAGGAAGACAUGCCUGAGGUGAAGGAACCAGAGCUGCCAAUCAUUCCAAACUAUCUUUCCAACCCACCCUUCCUGUACAGCAAGAUAGAUAAAGAUAACCUGAGCAUAGCACAGCAAAACGGCACCAACAGUCACCCAGAGCCCCUGGAGUCAGAACCAGCGACCCUGUCGCCGACGCAAGAGCAGCAGCUCCCGCCUCAGCAUCAGCAGCCCAAGAGCCUUUACACAGACAGCCAGAGCCCGCAGGAGUUACCCUUCAUCCCCACGGUGGAGCAGAACGGCGUGGUCAACGGCGGCCUGCCAAUGGAGCUCUCCUCAGAGACUCAUCACACCAACCACUGCGAGUUUACACACGCUCAUCCUAUCGCACAGAACGGCCCAGUGUGUCCCACGCUUCCUUCUCCCGGCGGAAGCAGCAGCCAGACGCAGGUUCCCAACGCCACGGUCACCCGGCAGCCGUCCAUCCCGCAGCAGAUCAACUGCUCCCAGCUCGGGGGCUCCAUGCCGGCCUUCCAGCCCUUCUUUUUCACCAGCACUUUUCCAGUUAACGUUCAAGAGCUCGUCCUGAAGGUCCGCAUCCAGAACACCAAUGUCAGAGAGAACGACUUCAUCGAGGUGGAGCUGGACAGGCAGGAGCUGACGUAUCGCGCCCUCCUCCGCGUCUGCUGCCGCGAGUUAGACAUCAGCGCAGAGCACGUGGAGAAGAUCCGCAAGCUGCCCAACACUAUGCUCAGAAAGGAUAAAGAUGUGGCACGGCUACAGGAUUUCCAGGAGCUGGAGGUGGUUCUGGAGAAGACCGAAGGCUUGUCGCUGUUCUCUGGAGGUCAGGGAGGUCUGACCGACAGGCCCUGCUACAACAUGAAGGCCUCCAGGCUCACCUACUAGCUUCACAUUAGAGACUCUCACGGUUUACCUGCUUCCUGAAAUCCCAAACACAUUUUGGAUCCCAAAAUAUGCUCCUGCUUUUGGGUUGGUAACCAGAUAUAACAUGUUAGCCUUAUUCCUCCUCUCCUUCAUUAACAGAUGUAUCCUUAGUGCCUCCUCUAUCAUUUUAACCAUAGAUAGCUUGUUAUACGGGCUUUGACUUGCUCCGGGGUGGAUGGGGUUUUUGCAUCGCUUCAGUUUGAAUAUUUAAAUCCAUCCAGGCCAUGAUUGGACUUGGGGAAAUAUUAAAACGCACCACUUUUGCAUACUGUCGGGCCUUGGAGUGUGUUCAGAUCUGUCUUACUGCCUUGCCUUCAUAUCGGGUCACUGUGUGAGAGUAGGCACAUUUCAUCAUACAUCCAACAAAUAUACAGUGUCCUAUCUCAAGUUCAGUCCAACAUUCUGGUGAAUCGGUUUAUAAAACUUAUGUUUUGUGUCUUUUAUGCUUGCGUUGAUUGAAGGAAGCCACGCUGAUUUCAUAUCAAUGCUUCUAAUUCAAUAAAUAUUUAGUUUGCCAGAAAACUCUCUGUGCCGUUUACCAAAACCUUGCCAUUAUUGUGGAAGCGCCCUUUUUAUUUAACCCUUGAGAACUUCAGUGCUGUAUUUUGAAUGCUGUUCUGUCAGUCACUGUAAGCCAAAAAACUCGUUCUGUAAACUAGCAUGGACUGUUUGGAGCAGAGAGGCCUCAUGGUCUUGUAUGAAGGCAAAAUAUGUUUUGAUUCUCUUGAACUUAACAAUGUAGCAAAAAACAAAAUCUUUGUUUUUUUCCCCUACGAUGAGCUUAAUUGGAAAAGAGUAAUAGGAUAUUUAACCACAGAGAGCUUCCACCGAGCAUAAUUUUGAGUUUUGACGAUGCUUCACUCUCACAUAUUUGAGAAGCAGGACCUGUAUUUAAGAAAUAGUGGUUAUAGUAGUGCCAUUUUACUUAACACUUUGCUGCAUUGUUGAUUAUGUUGAGCAUAGAAAUACU